Monopterus albus (swamp eel) is the source of this 2184-nucleotide messenger RNA. It is a transcript of the gene xtbd1, whose product is annotated as CDKN2A interacting protein N-terminal like. The record is from RefSeq and is a predicted model, not a curated record. Bases 65 to 391 code for a protein of 108 amino acids. The transcript is spliced from 3 exons. NCBI's taxonomy places the organism in Eukaryota, Metazoa, Chordata, Actinopteri, Synbranchiformes, Synbranchidae.
CACUUCCGGGACCAGCUUGGAAGACGGGAAGUUGCUUUCACUGACUCGGCCAAGGAAGAGCAAGAUGUCGGCAGUAGACGUGGAGGAUUUUAUUCAGCAAAACAGAGCUGUGGCCGAUCAGGUGGAAACGUUUCGGGGGUACUGGGAAAGUGACAAACACUGGCAGGCCAGGAAAGAGUUCAUCUUGCGCAACAUUAGCGAAUACGAUAAUCAGCAGCUGGAUCAGCUACUCUCUUUAUCCAUGGUCUGGGCCAACAACGUUUUCCUCGGGUGUCGGUAUAGCACAGAGCUCCUGGCGAAAGUAACGGAAAUGGCUGAAGGCAUUGUGGUGGAGGAUGCACCAGUCUUCAAGACAAGAGAUGAGAUUGUUAAGAAGCAACAGGGUCGAUGACUGGCUCCAUUGUGCCAUCUCUCUUGGUUGUACUGGAUCAAGACCAUUGGACUCGGCUGUUAUGUCCACAGGCUGUGCUUGAAAUGUUGUCAGACCACAUUUCUUUGGUAUUUUAUGGUUUAUGACAGAUGUAAUAACACCUAAACAUUUUUUUAUGAAAAGCUAACAGACUGGGUUGCUCAGAUUUUUAACACAUUAAAUGUACAAACAAAUGUUUUUUGGCAGUGUAGGAGCUUCACUGUUUGUCCAUCUCUGAUUGUUUUACCUUUGUUUACUCACUGUUUUAAGUGCAGUUUUUAAAAACAAAUUCAGAUGUAAUAUGACACUGGAUCUUGUCCUAAAUAUCAUGUACGAGGAGCAAUAAGACUUGUUUUCUUCUCCUGGAAUUGUAUUUUGUCUUGUUUCCCUAAGGAAUGGGUUGUAAUUAAGCACUGUAUCGGAUACACUAUGAGUAAACAGUUUAGGGACUAACUUUUUUCUUGCCAUCAGGCUCACUAAUUUUAAGCAAAUAGUAAUUAAAAGUAGAAAAAGCUGUGGGUCAGAAACUGGCUUCAAAAGAGGUAAAACUGGAUAUCACAACACAAUUUACAGCAGAUAAAAAUGAAAACCUUUUACAGUGUCAUUAUUAGGCUGCAUUUUCUAAUAUAACAAAUUCUGAUUAUGAAUCAUUUAAGCUAUAAACUAAACAAAAUUGUACAUGUUCUCAUUUUUAAAGUUGUAGUGAUUUUUGUAGCCUGAAGGAACAUGUGAUGACAACCACAUGAAACACAACAGUUAUAUUUAACAGUACUGUCGAUGUGGAAGGGUUGAACUUUAUCUUCUAAUUACUCACUGUUUCACCCAGCAUAGUGAAUGAUGUGUUUUUGGAGCUAUUGAAGGACCAAAAUGGACAAACAGCAAAAAUAAUUUGACAAAACCUGUUUCAAAGUCUGAAAAAUGUGUUUUAUGUUUAUACAGCAUAGUGUUAUAAGUAUACAUUUUUUAAUUCACAAAAUUUUAUAACCUAUUCCUUCUGCGUAGUAGGUGAAAUAAUUCACUUGCCACACUGUGACCUUUAUUGUUUCAGGAGAAACUGUUUUAUGACUCUCCUAUUGGUUAAUCAGUUGAAGCUGGGCAGGGUUAAGUCAUAAAUUUAUACUCAAGUGCUCUUUUAAACUGGAUAUCACACACAAAUCAGACAAAUGCAGGCAUGAAAACAACUUAAGCUUUUGGGAGAGCAGUUGACCUCACACUGUUAAACCAGGGUUUAAACUGCACGACUGUAGUCUUCUCUGCAGCAGGUGGCUCUGUCAAUCCUCUAAUCAACAGCAAAAAUGUAUCCACUGGGCAGCACUGCUUGCCUGGGGCCAGAAGCACUUACACUUCAUUCAAGGCUGAUGCAUCACAGGUAACAAAGCAUUUGUAAGUCAUUUACUUUCAUGGCAGAUUAAAUAAACUCUGAGCUGUCAGGAACAGCUGAAAACAAAACUAGUUUGUUGUGUUUACCCUCUAUUCUCCAAGAUGAUCAACUAUGACAAUACAUCUCAUUAAAACAAACAGCAAAGAACAUGAUGCAGAAGUACAUGCAACAUUUCUUGUAUCAAGGUCAUGCCGAUUCUUGUCUGUAACUUUCACAGACUUACUUUCUGUCAUUCCAGCUCUGUUGGCCGUGAGUGAACCAUGGUGAAAACAAUAUUCACUGUUCAAGGAAAUCAUAAAGUACAAGAACUGUGGAAUUUCCUGGCUCGGGCUCCUAACGCUUAAAGAACAACACUGUGGGACAAAUACAACUGUGACAAGACUAAAAAAAAAAA